GAGCUUUCAUUCAUGAAAAUCCAUAGAUAUAUUAUUAAGUUUAGUUUCUUCCAUCAUAGUACUCUUGCCUCCAUUUUCUCUUCCUUUUCCUUUUUCAUCUGAGGUUUGUUCGUGAUGAUGCUUUGUUUGGGUCGGAAUCCUGGCCCUCUCCUACUCUUUAGUUUCUUUUCAUCGGUACGAUUCUCCAUACACUCGCAAGAUAUUUCUCCAUGGAAGUGGCAGGUUCAGCUCGAGAUACCCACUCAUGGCGUUAGAAUCGGACUCUUCUUUUGCAGCUUCUGUUGACUCUGAUGUGGCCGAUAAAAACGCUGCUGGAUUCUGCAUCAUAGAAGCAGAAACAGUACAAGAUUUUGCAAAAAUGGAACUACAAGAAAUUCAGGAUAACAUUCGAAGUCGGAGGAACAAGAUUUUCUUGCAUAUGGAAGAGGUUCGUAGACUCAGGAUACAGCAGAGGAUUAAAAGUGCUGAAUUAGGAUUGAAAGAACAGCAAGAGAAUGAACUUCCAAACUUUCCAUCAUUUAUUCCUUUUUUGCCUCCCUUGAGUGCAUCAAAUCUUAAGCAAUACUAUGCGACUUGUUUUUCUCUUAUUGCUGGUGUGAUGCUAUUUGGUGGCCUCCUCGCUCCCACUGUAAGUUUUUCUGCUUUCAUUCAUAUUUGUGCACACAAAUUUAUUGUUUUUCUCAUGCAUCUUCCUAUGCAGUUGAAUCAGGUUGAUCCCAUUGUGGCAUCAUUCUCGGGUGGGGCAGUUGGGGUGAUUUCAGCAUUAAUGGUUGUUGAGAUCAACAAUGUUAAGCAGCAGGAGCAAAAGAGAUGCAAGUACUGCCUUGGUACUGGAUAUCUUGCGUGUGCUCGCUGUUCAAGCACCGGCUCACUUGUUCUGAUUGAACCGUUAAGCACAGUCAACGGCAGAGAUCAGCCUUUAUCACCUCCAAAAACUGAGAGAUGUUCUAACUGUUCUGGAUCUGGCAAGGUUAUGUGUCCAACAUGUCUGUGCACUGGAAUGGCUAUGGCAAGUGAACAUGAUCUUCGCAUUGAUCCUUUUGACUAGAGCUCUUACACUGUUAGUGUUUUACGUUAUUAGGCAAUUCCUAAACGUGUGCUAGUGUUAUAAUUUAUAAAUGUCUAUCAACGGGGGACAAUGGAAUUUUUUUGUAUAUAUGUACACAAGUACUUAAUUACAUGCAAAUAGGGAAAAAAGAGAAUGAAAGUAAUUAUGAUAUAACGUUUCCUACC
Molecule: messenger RNA, 1233 nt
Organism: Prosopis cineraria
Lineage: Eukaryota; Viridiplantae; Streptophyta; Magnoliopsida; Fabales; Fabaceae
Product: protein ORANGE-GREEN, chloroplastic
Source: RefSeq, a predicted model, not a curated record